Messenger RNA from Penicillium brevicompactum, 204 nucleotides. RefSeq lists its product as uncharacterized. Lineage: Eukaryota; Fungi; Ascomycota; Eurotiomycetes; Eurotiales; Aspergillaceae. Gene Ontology annotation, biological process: protein secretion. Bases 1 to 204 code for a protein of 67 amino acids. The record is from RefSeq and is a predicted model, not a curated record. The transcript is spliced from 2 exons.
AUGCCUGUCUACCUUAUUUCCAGGAUUGCGGACCCCGUCUUCGCCCUGGCAAUGGGCGUCUCCGCUGCUUUUGCUCGCAUCCAACGCGACCAGCGUGAGAAGUUCCCCGAACGUGCUUCGGAGAUUACGUACGGAAGCAUUGCACAAACGAGUGGGCAACGACUACAAAGGUGGUGGAAUGGCGAUUUCCAGAGUGUCGAAUGA